This is a messenger RNA of Neoarius graeffei (lesser salmon catfish), 3513 nucleotides long. Its product is annotated as sterol 26-hydroxylase, mitochondrial. Bases 795 to 2258 code for a protein of 487 amino acids. The transcript has 9 exons. Gene Ontology annotation, cellular component: mitochondrial inner membrane. Gene Ontology annotation, biological process: cortisol metabolic process; cellular response to peptide hormone stimulus; C21-steroid hormone biosynthetic process. Gene Ontology annotation, molecular function: iron ion binding; oxidoreductase activity, acting on paired donors, with incorporation or reduction of molecular oxygen; monooxygenase activity. Lineage: Eukaryota; Metazoa; Chordata; Actinopteri; Siluriformes; Ariidae. The record is from RefSeq and is a predicted model, not a curated record.
CCCCAGCUUUCUAACUUCUCUCUACUGGCUUUUUGGCAAAGGCUACUUUAAGAUUGCUCACCAAAUGCAGACCUUUGGAACAUCACAUUUGAUGUCAGUGUCAGUCCUGUGAGUUUACCUUAGCACAUGGUUGACCUCAAGAACAUGUUUAUGAGUUAAUAACAUUAACUUUGUCAGCCCUAAAAAUAUGCAUUAUUAACAUGUUAACACUGCAAUUUUGACAGCCCUAGAAAUGAAUAAGAGUUUAGACAGAAUAAGCUAGGCUACUGACGAGUGAGCCAUUGUUAGAAUUGAAUUGAACCAUUUUCCUUUGACCCUCUUAUCAACAAGGUAUAACCAUCCAAAGAACUGUCUCUCCUUGGAUGUUUUUUUUUUUUUUUGCAAUAUUCUGAGUAAAGUGUAGAGACUGUUGCAUGUGUGAAUAUCCCAGGAGAUCAGCAGGUACAGAAAUAUUUGUAGAAGCCCUUCUGGCACCAACAAUCACACCACAGUUAAAAUCACUGAACAAAUUAUUUCCCCAUGACUAUUAACCAAAGCUACUGGCACAUAUCUGCAUGAUUUUAUGCAUUGCACUGCUGCCACAUGAUUGGACGAUUAAUUGUAUGAAUGUGUACAGGUGUUCCUAAUAAAGCGCUUAUCAUAUUCUUGCGCUAACAAAUUGUAGUACAUGGAGCUUUUCUCACCUUACUGUUAACAUAAACCAAGGAUUAGAGAGCUCCACACCCCUGCUUUCAAUUUAACACCUGGCCCUCAUCCUAGAGCAAUUGUAAGUACAUUAUUCUUAAACUGAAAUUAUGACCGUAGAGUCUGAUAUUUCCAGGAAGAUGUUUCCAGUUUUCUCUUGUUUUCACCACUAUACUUGCCCUGCCUGUAGUGAUUAUUUUCAUCUUAUGAAGAUUGAGCACAGCAAAAUCUAUGGUCCUCUUUGGAAGUCCAAGUAUGGGCCGUUGGUGAUCGUGAACGUGGCCAGAGCAGACCUCAUAGAGCAAGUACUGAGACAGGAGGGCCGUCACCCCAUUCGAACUGACAUGCCUCACUGGAGAGGAUACCGGGAUCUUCGCAACCAGGCCUAUGGCCCUCUCACAGGGCUAGGGGCAGAAUGGCAGCGCAUUAGAAGCAUCUUGAACCCUCGCAUGUUGAAGCCCAAACAUGUGUCAGGCUACACUAAGGCCAUCAACGAGGUAGUAAGAGACUUCAUAGAGAAGGUGGCUUGGUUGAAGGCAACAAAAGGAAAUGGUGUAAUGGUGCAUGACCUUGCUGGAGAACUCUACAAGUUUGCAUUUGAAGGAAUAUGCUCUGUGGUAUUUGAGACCCGAAUGGGCUGUCUGAAUGAGGUGAUCCCCGAGGAAACACAGAAGUUCAUCUUUUCUGUAGGAGAAAUGUUCCGUCUUUCCCCCAUCAUUGUCCUUUUCCCGAAAUCCAUAUGGCCCUAUACACCCUUUUGGAAGCACUUUGUAGCCGUUUGGGACCAUCUUUUCAAAGUUGCGGAUGCUCUAGUUCAGAAGAAGAUGGCAGAGAUUCAGGAAAAGGUGAAGCAGGGACUGCCAAUCGAUGGUGAGUACCUCACUCACCUGCUGAUCAGUGAUCAGAUGAACCCCACCGAGGUACUGGGAAGCAUCACUGAACUGCUGCUGGCUGGAGUCGACACUACAUCCAACACUAUUUCCUGGGCUCUGUACCACUUGGCUCGGGAUCCAGAGGCCCAGCAGAGGCUCUACAAUGAAGUAGUCAGUGUUUGCCCAGGUGACAAGAUGACUCUCAGCGAGGAUAUUGUCAAGAUGCCUUGGCUGAAGGCUGUUGUAAAAGAGGUACUUCGGCUAUACCCUGUGGUGCCAGGGAACGCUCGAAUCACUGCUGAAAAUGAAAUAGUGGUGGGGGAUCACCUCUUCCCUAAAAAUACUCUGUUCCACUUGUGCCACUAUGCGGUGUCCUAUGAUGAGAACAUAUUCCCGGAGCCCCAUACUUUUUCACCAAAGCGCUGGCUGCGGGAAGAGAAGCAUUUAAACCAUCACCCAUUUGGCUCUGUGCCCUUUGGAUUUGGCAUCCGAGCGUGCUUGGGAAGAAGAGUAGCUGAGCUGGAAAUGUCUCUCCUCCUGUCCCAGUUAAUUAAACACUAUGAAGUGCGGCCAGAUCCAACAGGAAAGACUGUGAAGUCAGUCACAAGAACUCUGCUGGUCCCAGCCACAUCGAUUGACCUUCAGUUUAUUGACCGGCAAGUCAGGCAGAAGACCCCAGCCAGAGCACAGACUGCUGCCUGAUAAUGUACAAGGAGCCCCCUGAAACUAUCAGCAAACUAUGUGUACUUGUAUACUGUAUACUUGUGUACUUGUAUACUGUAUCACUUGUAUACUGCUGUACUUUCCUUAAUAUGGCUUUUAAUGCCUGGCUUUUAUAAGCAUGAAAUGCAUAAAGGAGAAAUAAUUUUCUUAGUCAUAAAAAGUCUAUGACUUAAGACUAUAACUAUACAUUGAAUUGCUGGUGUAUUUGGUACUAGAUAAAUAUAAUGAAAUUAAUGUUCUUUUAUUAUUUAAAUAGAAUAAGCAGUUAAUUUGAGGGUUGGGUUUUUUCAGAUUAAAAAAAUAACUUUAUUCUGGAUUCUGUUUUAGUGGAUACAAUGGCGCCGCCAUAAGGUCUAAUAUAGAAAUACAACACAUACUUUGGGAAAUGCUCAAAGCAGGCAUGCACAAUUAUUUCCCAUCCAUCCAUUAUCUGUAGCCACUUAUCCUGUUCUACAGGGUCGCAGGCAAGCUGGAGCCUAUCCCAGCUAACUAUGGGUGAGAGGUGGGGUACACCCUGGACAAGUCGCCAGGUUAUCGCAGGGCCAACACAGAGACAAACAACCACUCACAUUCACACCUACGGUCAAUUUAGAGCCACCAGUUAACCUAACCUGCAUGUCUUUGGACUGUGGGGGAAACCGGAGCACCCGGAGGAAACCCACACAGACACAGGGAGAACAUGCAAACUCUGCACAGAAAGGCCCUCACCGGCUGCUGGGCUCGAACCCAGGACCUUCUUGUUGUGAGGUGACAAUGCUAACCACUACACCACCGUGCCGCCCCCACAAUUAUUUUCUUUUUAUAUAUUUAAACUGCUCAUUGUAAUUAAUUGCCCAAUGAUGUUUAAAGCAAAUAUUUUUAAAUGUUCUAUUUUAACUGUCCUUGCAAUUUUAGAUCUUUUGUAAAUUGUAAGAAACUGAUAUUUGACCAGAGCCAUCAUCAGUGUUUGUGUUACCUUUCACCUAAAUAUGCUAUGAUAAUAGAAGAAACAAAUAGCAUGACUAAAUCAAAUGUGAAUUUUCCUCACUAUCCUCACUCAAUGCAGUUGCUCUUUGUUGGAAUGUGUUUAUAUAUAAAAUAUUUUGGUCUAAUUUUAUGAUUGUAUAAAUGAUAUGACAGGUUUAUUAGGAAUUAUUUUUGCCUUGGUUAAAAAUGCAGAGAAAAGUGCUUUUCCUCAAAGAAUAAUUUUGUUCAUUUCAUUUCGCUAAGCCCAGUAUUCCCAUUAAAACUUUCA